This is a messenger RNA of Peromyscus leucopus (white-footed mouse), 1687 nucleotides long. Its product is annotated as histone H3.v1-like. Lineage: Eukaryota; Metazoa; Chordata; Mammalia; Rodentia; Cricetidae. The record is from RefSeq and is a predicted model, not a curated record. The transcript has 3 exons. The coding region runs from base 989 to 1666 and encodes 225 amino acids.
CAAAACCAAGCAAAAAUGAAAAGUGGGGAAUAUGGUAACUUAUUCCUACAAUCCCCCAAAUUUGGCAGGCCAAAGCUGGAGGACUGCUAUAAGUUUGAGGCAGUUUGGACUGCAAAGUGAGUUGGAAGAUUAUUUAAAUAAUUAAAUAAAUAGAUAAAUAAGCAAAUAUAGAUCUUGUCGUGAGCCAGAUGGAUUCAGGAAGUGUGGAAGCUCCUUAUCCAUCUCUGACUAGAACUAGUGUCGAGGUACAGAUAUCUGGGGUUGGACCAUCAGUGGCAGCAGACAGGUGGGCAGUUCCUAGCCGUGUGAUGUCUACAGAGGGGUGGAGACUCUUCUGAAGGGAAAAAGAAGACAAGAAGGGAAAAGGCCUGGUGGAUGCUAGCAUGGGAAAGUAGACAAAGAAAGCUGGGGUCCCAGAGCACCUGGUAACUAACGACCUUAUCCGGUCACCUCCUUACUGCCCCAGCUUGACCUUUCUUUCCCAAAAUUGCACGGAGCCACUGCUAGGGCCUGGGUAUAGCAUCCUGACUCCAGAGAAGGAGAGGGGGGGUCCCCAGCUGAGCUGUGGGCUCUGUCUGUGAUACCAUCCAUCACACAGAGCAUCUGGGGAGAUGGAAGUAGAAUGAACAAACCCAGAGAGUCUAACAAACCAGAUUUGGUGAGGACACUGUGACUCCUUUGGGCUGUGACUCACAAGAAUGAUGUCACAAUGGGUUUGGAGGUGUGGCUCUUACUUUUAAACUGAGGUAAAGCAGCUCUCCCUCACAUUCCCUUCCCUUCUAUUCCUGAGUAGAUAAGAUGGAGUGGCAUGGGCCGGUCCCACGGCCUGUCGUCCACUGGGCAAAUGACUUUGGAGGUCCGUCUCAAGGACAGACGUGAGCGGAAAUGAUCUCCAGCCCAAAUCUGUGCAAAGCUGUUGUUUAGAAAUUUAUAUAGUCGAGGAAGAAAGCUCAAUGGCUCACUAAGGCGCUGAGUAAGCGCCCCUGACAUGCCAGAGGAAAGAUGGGUGAAUUCCAUCUUCAAUCCUGUGCCCAAGAUCCCACCCGUGGAGGACAUUUGGGACAAAGAAAAGGAAGAGGAGGAGGAGGAGGAAGAGGAGGAGGAGGAGGAGGACACCGUAGACCAAGAACAAGAGAAAGAAGAAGCAAACAGGAUCAAGGCCCUCCUCGGAGUACCCAAGCAGGACUCAGUGUGGGGCCUGAUGGCUUGGCCCAGGCACCCUCCAGAGCCAGCCUGGUGGUGGGAAGACUUUUCCCUGCCCCCACUCCGUGGACCCCGCCUCUGCCGGUGCAGACUGAGGACAAAGAUGAGGCUCCACCCCCUGCCUUCCCUGGCCUCCUGCUCCACCUCCAAAACCUUGCCCUCACUGGCAACCAGAGAUGAGCCCAACUGGCUAAGAAACCAGUCUCUGACGGAGCCUCCACCAGCUACCAGACUGAAGACCCCCAAGGCAAUGCAAAGGCUUCAUACCAAGGUCUCCCCUAAGAGAUCUACUGUCCCCAAGUCCGGGCGACAGCAGACCCCGAUGUCAAUGUGGCCUCCAAUUAUUUUAAACCCUCCCUCCAAGAGCUCUGCUCUUAAGGGACAACACACGUCCUCUGCCAAGGAGGCCUCCCAUACCCCAGGCGCCUGGAGCAAUCCCUUGCCCCACCUUCCUUCAAAAUAAAUAUUUUUGUUACACCAGCAA